AAGAGGCGGCAGAUUUUAGAAGGCACAACAUUGUAGACCAGACAACUGAUUGUUGGCAUUGUUGAUUUGUCUGCAGUUGUCGGCAGAUGUGGGCCAAUGAAAUGUAUUUCUUAAAGGAAAUGUGGUUUCUGCUAGCCCUUGUUGGACGUUCUGCAGGUGUGGAUGAUCGGCUCAAAUUGAAUAUGCUGGGUUUCACUCCAACUCCUGCUGUUAGUGAUACUGAGAAAACUAAUAUUCGUGGUUAUACGCUGGGAACUGACCGAACAGAUAACAUCACACUCAAUAUUAAACUCUUGGUCAAUCUGGAUAAUCUAUCGGGAAAACCACUUUGUGAUAACUUGGAUCUUCAAUUUGAUGUUACUUGUGAAGUCCAAAAUAUACCGAGUGCUAAGUCCACUUUCCGUAUAGCUAAUAUUAAUAAUAGUGGCUACAAUGGUGAAGCCCGAGUCGGAGUAUUUACUGCAUACGCACAGAAAUUUAAUCGAAGUGCCAAUGCUACAAUCAUAGUUCACCAUGAAAGGGCGUCUGUAAUACCGAUUGUUCGUACUAAGACCGUUAGUAUAUGGGAUAGUAACGUUACACUUGUUGUCGAUCAACGUAACGCAAGCAUUGAAAACUUACGAUGGGCGAAGAACGGAAAUUAUAACAUAGAAUGGGACAACUUGACGGAGAUUUCGUUAGAAAAUAUUACAUUGGAUGAUGCCGGGGUUUAUGAAUGUUAUAUAAAUGACAGCUGGAACGAAGGAAAACACGCUUUCAUGCAUCUGAUAGUAAGAGAAUGUCCACAUAACAAGUGGUCUCCACCUAACUGUACCAUGGAUUGUGAAGUAUGCUACAACGGAGGAGUAUGUGAUACAGUCAUCGGAACCUGUAUAUGUCCUUCAGGAUUUACCGGAGCUAGUUGCAAAACAUCUUCUGGUGGUAAUCGUUUUGGGCGUGAUGGUCUAACCCCAUGUGAAAGUGGUAACGAUGACGGAUGCAAAGGGAAUCUGUUUUGUCCGCCUAUGCCACAAGGUUGUGCCUGUCACGCUGGCUGGAAAGGACUUAGCUGUGAAACGGAAUGUGAAGCUGGCAAGUAUGGCGCUGACUGUCUACAAGAUUGUCAUUGUAAUGCUACUGAGUGUCAGAGUCUGUAAUGUGACUGCAACAUGCCACCCUGGCUACACAGGCGAAAGAUGUUUAGAUAAAGAUACCAGCGAGUAUUCGAAUGAUACGGCCUCUGGUGUGAGAACAACUAAUGGUAACGUACUUAGUGUCAAAUUAACAUGGACCUGUAAUAAUAAUUACAGCUCCAUGAUAGUUUGUUAAAGUGUAUCAGUCAAUCGCGAACUCUGCCGGUGAAUAUGAUGAAGAAUGGUAUAGGUUAGUUUUAUUUAAGAUACAUAUACACCAUGGAGGAUAUAUAUAUUAUGAUAUAUUUCCUCCAUGGUAUCGACUAACCAAUUUUUUUACAGCAUUACUGAGAUUAAUUGAAUUUUUUAACGGGCAUGGUAGUUUUCGGAGAUUUUUCAGAUUGUAAUCGACC
Molecule: messenger RNA, 1525 nt
Organism: Anneissia japonica
Lineage: Eukaryota; Metazoa; Echinodermata; Crinoidea; Comatulida; Comatulidae
Product: angiopoietin-1 receptor-like
Exons: 8
Coding region: 87-1136 (349 amino acids)
Source: RefSeq, a predicted model, not a curated record